Messenger RNA from Salvelinus fontinalis (brook trout), 824 nucleotides. RefSeq names its product trypsin-3-like. NCBI's taxonomy places the organism in Eukaryota, Metazoa, Chordata, Actinopteri, Salmoniformes, Salmonidae. Gene Ontology annotation, biological process: proteolysis. The record is from RefSeq and is a predicted model, not a curated record. Gene Ontology annotation, molecular function: serine-type endopeptidase activity. The coding region runs from base 55 to 798 and encodes 247 amino acids. The transcript is spliced from 6 exons.
UAUAUAAAGGCGGUUGCAGCCUUGGUUGUGUGAGCGCCAUACGUACAAACAAACAUGAAAGUCUUGGUUCUUCUGGCUUUGCUCGGAGCAGUAUUUGCUGCCCCAGUGGAGGAGAGUGAUGAGAAGGUUGUCGGAGGGUAUGAGUGCCCUGCCCACUCCGUGCCCUACCAAGUGUCUCUGAACGCUGGCUACCACUUCUGCGGUGGCUCCCUGAUCUCCAGCCAGUGGGUGGUGUCUGCUGCCCACUGCCACAAGUCUCGUAUCCAGGUGCGUCUGGGUGAGCACAACAUCGAGCAGAACGAGGUCACUGAGCAGUGGAUCGACUCCGCCGAGCUAAUCAAGCACCCCAACUACGACAGUUACACCCUGGACAACGACAUCAUGCUGAUCAAGCUGAGCAAGCCUGCCACCCUCAACAGCUACGUCCAGACUGUGGCCCUGCCCUCCCGCUGUCCCCAGGCCGACGAGAACUGCCUGGUGUCCGGCUGGGGCAACACCAUCACCAAUGGAAGUAACUUUCCUACUAAACUCCAGUGCCUGAGGCAGCCCAUCAUCGAUCACAGAAUCUGCGCGAAUGCUUACCCCCAUCUGUUCACAGAGAACAUGGUAUGCUCCGGAUUCAUGCACGGAGGAGCCAGCAGCUGUCAGGGGGAUUCCGGUGGACCCCUAGUGUGUAAUGGUCAGCUCCAGGGUGUGGUGUCCUGGGGUUACGAGUGUGCCCAGGAGGGACACCCCAGUGUCUAUGCCCGCGUUUGCCAAUACAACAUCUGGAUCAGCGAUAUCAUGAGAAGCAACUAAACACACACACACACACACACACAGUG